AUGGAAGUGGAGCUGCACUCUUACUUAACUACUCUAACACUUCCACUACCAAUUGAUGUUGUUGACACUUUUGAAUGGAAGGCUGCUGAUUUGCCUUUGAAUGUGUUUAAUUCGCAGGCUACUUGGGAGGUCUUGCAUCCUAGACAACCGAUUCAAACUUGGCAUGACAUCGUAUGGUUCAAAGGCGCAUUACCGAAGCAUGCCUUCACGAUGUGGGUGACAAACUACGACAGACUACCGACACGAGCGAGAAUGGCGUCAUGGGGUCUUGCGGUACCGGUUGCUUGUCACUAUGCUAAUGACGUCUGGUCCCAAGUCUUCCGUCGAUGUAGUCAUCCACAGCAGAGAAUCACUGACUGGGCGGAGUUACUAUCUUGGAUCCAAGCUACUCAAUCUCCGCGGAACCUUCUGCUACGGAAGCUCGUCUCUCAAGCAGUUGUUUUCCAUGUCUGGAAACAGAGAAAUAAUCUUCUUCACAACGGGAUUCCUCUGCCGCCAGCUCAUGUUUUUAAGGCCCUUGACAGGGAGGUUCGCAACAUAAUCUCUGCUCGGAGGUCUAACAAGCUAUUCAAAUCACUUAUGGUUCUCUGGUUCCAAUAG
Molecule: messenger RNA, 600 nt
Organism: Raphanus sativus (radish)
Lineage: Eukaryota; Viridiplantae; Streptophyta; Magnoliopsida; Brassicales; Brassicaceae
Exons: 1
Coding region: 1-600 (199 amino acids)
Source: RefSeq, a predicted model, not a curated record